Molecule: messenger RNA, 1049 nt
Organism: Caenorhabditis auriculariae
Lineage: Eukaryota; Metazoa; Nematoda; Chromadorea; Rhabditida; Rhabditidae
Source: the annotation of a GenBank genome assembly
AUGAAGGUAAGUAGGAGGUGUUGGGAAGCUAUUCGGAAGGGGUUCGACCACUUGCUGGAGAGCUUCCGAACGCCUUCCAAGGGACCGAAAGCAGACCUUCCCAACGUUUUCUCAGUACCUUCCGAAAACGUUCUCAGGAUAUUCCUGAGUAAUUUAAUUCUAGUCUGGACGCUACCGAAACCCCUAAAAAUCAAGAUCGACCUUAGUUUUAAACCUCAAUUGUUUUCUAACUCAAAACUCAUUGCCAGCCUUUGUUAUUUGAAAACUGGGCGGCCGUGGCUGUUGAUCACGAACAAUGGGAAGAAGCGGUCAAACGAUUGGACACGUCGCGCACCGACGGCCGCGUAAACAACUCUCGAGCUGGCAGCUUGGCGCUUAAGCCACUUUCCACUCGAGUCGAGAAACUCUCGGGGAUUUCCCAAUGGUUACUUUGCGCGACUCCCUUGUCUUGGUCUUCUGGUGCUCCAGAGAAACCAGCGGUUCGAAAUGUGAUUCUAACUUUUGUAAAUGGAAAAUCAGUCCUUAUGCAGAAGCUGAUGAAGUUGGAACAUACUUUCGCGUCGAGGGAACUUAUUCUUUCUCUAUCUUUCAAGGGAUACAUUUCUCUCGAAAACCUACUCUCCUAAAUAAAAAUUUUGUUAAGAGCUUUGAAAUAAGAAAAAUAAUUUUCAAUAAAAUAUGGUCCGAAAAAGCGAUUAGAGCUUCAAGUUGAAGCGAAAAAACUUGAUGGGCCGAGAAGUUCACCUGAAAAAUCUCUAGAAAUUGAUAAAAUUCCGUUAUGAAGUUCUUUUUCGAGCAAAAAAUAUAGUAAGAACCAAGAUUACUUUUCAUCGAUUUUAAAAAUCUUCAAGUCUUCAGGAUCUUUUCCCCAACCUCCUUCAAAGCUAGUAAUACUUCAUUUCAAAGACCGCGGGCCUUUCUCAUGUACAGAAAUUUUCAGCAAAACUUCUCAAAUCACAUUAAGUCGAACGGUUAAGCUAGGAGCGCUGACCUCUCGAUUUGGCAUUUCUCGCCCCGCCGUCACGCACAUUCUUUGUCCGUCUCUGUGA